Messenger RNA from Drosophila melanogaster (fruit fly), 682 nucleotides. RefSeq lists its product as uncharacterized. Lineage: Eukaryota; Metazoa; Arthropoda; Insecta; Diptera; Drosophilidae. The record is from RefSeq and is marked reviewed. The transcript has a single exon. Bases 35 to 388 code for a protein of 117 amino acids.
ACGUUUCGAUUUGCAUAGUAUAUACAAGAGGAAAAUGUCAGACUAUUCCAGCUACAGCAACUGCAGUGGCAACUCCCAGAGGAGAGAGCAAUCCGUGAGCUAUGCCCUCUACCUCCACCGUAGGGAGUUGGGUCGUCCCAGGCGCAAGAUGAUGCGAAUCGCUAGCACCAAGUUGCAGCUGACAAACGAGCUCAUCCAGCUGCAGCAGCGUCGCCAAUGGGAGUCGGCCUUUGAACUCGAGUUCGACGCGGAGGCCAGUUCCCAGCAGAUGAGUGCCCUCGAUAGGGAACGGGAAUAUAGGGACAGAUUGCGAACCAAUAUGCAGCGGCAACUCGAGAAGCAGCAGAAACGCAAGCGAAAGUAUCUCGAGGAAAUCGGCAAGCUGUAGUGCUGACAACUACGAGCAUAAUGCGGAAGGCAAUAAUUAAUUAAUUAAUUGAGCACCAUAUUAAGUAAAUUAAAGAGUAAUGAUAACUCUUAUUGACAAACUAGAAAAUCAAGAUUUUCAAGCUAUAGGUUUAUUAUUUCUGACUAAGGAAAGCAGGAACGUGAAACAGGGAACUCAGAAAAAGAUUUUGUGAUAUAAAAAGACAACUUUUACCAACAUUUACAAAUAUUAUUUAGUUUUACGGCAUUACAGCCUUAUAUGAAUUAUUAUAUAAAUCUAGCAUUAGAACAGAAG